UGGGAAAUGACUAGGAGAUUCCGCGUGACAGACACGUGUACAUGCGAAGGUUUGUUUCCUGAAGGUUCGAACUACGAUGGUCGCUCUUUGAGUAAAGACAUCGAACGUUUGCAGAGGCACACAGAAUACGACAUGCAUGCAAGUCGAAGCAAAGAGGAAUGAGCGGGAAAACUUCGGAACUCUCUUCGUCCAGCUGUUCAUCGCGGUGAAUCGUCCUCGUCGAUGUUGAGCAUACUUAUAAAAUGCAUCGUUCCACCAUGUCCCGUUAUCUCAGCCCCAGUUACUCUCAGGUACAUCUGGGAUACACCCCCUUCAAUUGCCUACCGAUUUCUCUACGUGAUUGACGAAAGUACUAACGCUUCAUGGCUCCCUCUGAUUUUGCGAAAGCCUCCAUCCCAGACGUGGUGGAACAGCUUACGACUGAUGAGGCCAUUUUACUGACAGCAGGAGUGGGCUUCUGGCACACUCAUGGCGUGCCACGCCUGGGCGUCCCUGCAAUCAAGGUCAGCGACGGACCAAAUGCUCAGAAUAUCAAUGUCAUCGCUCAAUAAUGGUCUAGUCUGAUUUUUAAAAUAUUGUCUCUUGAACAAUGUCGAUCUUCUGUGGAGACGAGCUGUAUUCUAUGGGACUCGAUGUCCUUUCCUUAUGCCUUUCCACGCUUGAAAACUCAUGUGUAUAACUAGGAAUUCGGGGUAACCAUUUCUUCAUGGGCACCCCCGCCAAAUGUCUGCCUUCCGCAACCGCCCUCGGAGCCACAUUCGACCCUACACUCAUCGAAGAAGUGGGGCUGAAGCUUCUCGCUGAGGAAGCCAAACUCAAGGCUGCCUCAAUCCUCCUAGCACCUACAUGCAACAUCCAGCGUAGCCCUCUCGGCGGGCGGUCGUUCGAGUCAUUCUCUGAGGAUCCAUAUCUCUCUGGUAUGAUCGCCGCUGCCUACGUCAGAGGCGUUCAGAGCGGCGGCAUCGGCACCGCUAUCAAGCAUUUCGUUGGAAACGACAAGGAAAACGAUCGUAUGGGAUCGGACUCCGUUGUUUCUGAGCGGGCCCUUCGGGAGGUAUACCUCAUGCCAUUCAUGCUGGCUCAGAAAUAUGCCCAGCCGUGGAGCUUCAUGACUGCGUACAAUCGGGUGAAUGGCACUCAUGUGUCCGAGAAUGCCCACAUUUUACAAGAAAUUCUUCGCAAGGAAUGGGGUUUCGAAGGGACCAUCAUGAGUGACUGGUUCGGUGUAUAUUCCAUUGAUCAUGCUUUGAAUAAUGGCCUUGAUCUCGAGAUGCCUGGUACAAACAAAUGGCGAACUCUUAAUUUGGUUAACCGAUCGAUCGAGAGCCGCAAGGUUAUGGCUCGGACAGUGAAAGAGCGUGCCAAGAAGGUCCUGGAACUAACACAGAAAUGUGCUCAAGGUGCUCCCGAGGUUUUGAACGGCGAUGGUCUUGAGUAUACCCGCGAGUCUGAUGCCGACAAGGCCCUCAUGCGGCAUAUCGCUUCUCAGAGUAUCGUUCUCCUCAAGAAUGAUAACAAUCUUCUACCUCUGAAGCCUAAGGAACAAGGUCUAAAAAAGAUCGCUAUUGUUGGUGGAAACGCGAAAGCCAUCGUUCUCAGUGGUGGUGGAUCAGCAAGUCUCAAGCCUAGCUACUUCAUCAGCCCGUAUGAGGGAAUUGUCGAAGCUCUCGGCUCGGACGUUGAGAUAACGUACUCGGAGGGUGCCCGAGCUUACAUGCAGAUGCCGACAUUGGAAUAUGAUAUCUUUACCAACGAGGGUAAAAGAGGUUGGUUGGGAGAAUGGUACACGCAUGAGAACGACGAGAGCAUGACACCAGUUGACCCACCUGUGAAGACCCAAUACAUUGAUGAGACGAGACUCUUUAUCAGCACUUCAUACCCUGAAGGCAUUACUAAACGGUGGACAUUGAAGCUGCGUGGUCAGCUCAAGCCUCGGGAUCACGAUUGUGAUUUCGAGUUUGGCUUGAUCUCGGCCGGUCGAGCAAAGCUCUACAUAGACGACAAGCUCGUCAUUGACAACUGGACUCGCCAACGUCGUGGCGAAGCUUUCUUCCAAGCCGGCUCAGAGGAAGAGCGAGGCAUCUUCCCCGUUAAAGCCGGCAUCGCUCAUUCUAUCUAUGUCGAGUUCUGCAAUGUUCGCGGCCCCGCAGACACCGAUCCAGAUGAAGCCGUUAUGGACGCUAACCCAGGUGUACGUCUUGGAGGUGCAGAAGUCCAAGACCCAGACCAACUCAUGGAAGCUGCUGUCAAACUUGCAUCCGAAGCCGAUGUCGUCGUUGCUGUGGUCGGCUUAAAUGCUGAUUGGGAGACAGAGGGGUAUGAUAGGACGACUUUGGCUCUUCCUGGUCGAACGGAUGAGCUUGUGUCUCGCGUUGCCAAAGCCAACCCUAAGACUGUUGUUGUAACUCAAGCCGGAUCAAGUAUCACUCUUCCCUGGGCGGAUGAAGUUCCGGCUAUAGUACACAGCUGGUACUUGGGUAACGCAACAGGGGAGGCGAUUGGAGAUGUUCUUUCCGGCAAGGUCAACCCCAGUGGAAAGCUCAGUUUGAGCUUCCCGAAAAGCUUGGAGGAUGUCCCAAGCCACGGCCAUUUCCACACAGAGCAUGGCAGGGUUCAUUAUGCCGAAGAUCUCUUUGUUGGAUACAAACACUAUCAUCAUCGCAAGAUCUCCCCCUUGUUCCAUUUCGGACACGGUCUCUCAUAUACCGCCUUCGAACUAUCUGACCUCAAGCUUUCAACUCCAGUUGUGAGCCAAAGAGAUGUUGAGAUUGUGGCUUCGGCCACAGUCAAAAACACUGGCUCUGUCCCUGGUACAGAAGUCAUACAGCUAUACGUCACUCUUCCGUCCACUUCUCCGCUGACGCACCCACCGUUGAUGCUGAAGGCUUUCACAAAGGUUCGCGACUUGGCCCCAGGACAUAGUAUUAGCGCCACUCUCAAACUCGACAAGUACGCUGUCUCAUACUGGGAGGAGCGUAUUGCGAGUUGGGUGGUGGAGAGUGGCUCGUACGUGGCGCGGGUCGGAACCAGCAGUGCGCCUGAGAACCUUGUUUUAUCAGGCCAGUUUGUGAUUGAGAAUGGCUUCGAGUGGAAUGGACUCUAGAUACUGCAACUCCGGCAUCAAUAAAGCCAAGAACGACACCAAUGUACACUAGAUAGAACCAGCUAUACCCCCAUUAGCCUUGGUUCAAUUGUAAACUUGUCAACGACUGGAUAGCAACUGGGUGAGUUAUACUGUAAUGUAUGCCUCAGAUAGGGUCCGAAUUGGGUGGUACCGUGAUGUCCAUCACAAAUGAGUGGUGGUGUGAAUUUUCGUGUCUAGCAACGAUGAAAACAUAACCUGAGUAUGCAGUAGUGACC
This is a messenger RNA of Somion occarium, 3360 nucleotides long. The record is from the annotation of a GenBank genome assembly. Lineage: Eukaryota; Fungi; Basidiomycota; Agaricomycetes; Polyporales; Cerrenaceae.